AUGGGGCCGCAGAAGAGCGCGGCGGAGCCCGCCGGCGAGUCGGUGGAGCUGCGGGAUCCCGAGCUGCCGCUGGCGGAGCCCGCGCCCCCCGACGACGACGACGACGGAGGGGAGCCCGCCGCGGACGCCGAGGCUCCGGGCGCCCCCGGCCGCGGCAGGUGCUGGCGGUGCCGAGGCUCGCCGUGCGGCGCGCGCGCGGAGCCGGAAGCCAAGAAGAAAGCGCCCUGUCCUGGACUUGGCUUGUUUUACACACUGCUGUCUGCCUUCCUUUUCUCAGUGGCCUCUUUAUUUGUUAAGAAAGUGCAAGACAUCCAUGCCGUAGAAAUUAGUGCAUUUCGAUGUGUGUUCCAAAUGCUAGUUAUUAUCCCUUGCCUAAUAUACAGAAAAACUGGGUUUUUAGGCCCAAAAGGUCAACGAGUUUUCCUCAUUCUCAGAGGAGUCUUUGGUUCUACUGCCAUGAUCCUUAUAUAUUAUGCUUACCAGAUGAUGCCCCUCGCAGAUGCCACAGUGAUUGCGUUUAGCUGCCCAGUGUUUACGUCAAUAUUUGCUUGGAUAUUUCUCAAAGAAAAGUAUAGCCUUUGGGAUGCUUUCUUCACCUUGUUCGCAAUCACUGGAGUGAUCCUUAUCGUGAAACCACCAUUUUUGUUUGGUUCCGGCACUUCGGGGAUGAACGAAGGCUAUUCCGUACACCUUAAGGGAACGUUCGCAGCAAUUGGACAUGCCAUGUUAGCUGCAAUGACGCUAGUCAUCCUAAGAAAAAUGGGGAAGUCUGUGGACUACUUCCUGAGCAUUUGGUAUUAUGUCAUACUUGGCCUUCCUGAAAGCAUCAUUAUCCUCUUUAUCAUAGGAGAGUGGAGUCUGCCCUACUGUGGCUUGGACAGGCUCUUUCUCAUCCUCAUUGGGCUGUUUGGUUUGGGGGGUCAGAUACUUAUCACAAAAGCACUUCAAGUAGAAAAAGCAGGACCUGUAGCCCUAAUGAAGACAAUGGAUAUAGUCUUCGCAUUUAUUUUUCAGAUUGCUUUCUUUAACAGGGUGCCAACCUGGUGGACAGUGGGUGGUGCCCUCUGUGUAGUAGCCAGUAGUACCGGAGCAACCAUUCGCAAAUGGGUUCAGAGUUCCAAGUGAACGUCUUUCUGAAAGCUGCAUACUUUUUCAAGUACACUAUCACCCAACUCGGACCUAGCCCACACAUGCAUGCACACCCACACCUGGGACAUCUGUUUUCUUCAUAGAUUGUAUUUAAUAAAUUUCAUAAAGUACCAUUUUUGAAUAUGGUAUGUCUUUAAGAUUAGCUAGUCUGGUCUAGCACAUUUUUUUUGGUAGCUUUUAUUCUUGCUUUUUUUUUUUAUUUGUAUUGGUGAGGGGUGCUCAUUUGAAGAAAUAUUACAGACAUUUUUAUGACUAUAAUUUUUUAAAUAUAUUUUUGGCACAGAUGGGAUAUGGAUAGGGUAAUUUUUAGAUACUCAGUUAGCAGUGUAGAGCCUAAGAAACUUAAUACUGAUAAUGCUUCUGCAAUAGUACUAUGUUGUUAUUUCAUUUGCAAUAUCAUUCCACUCAGGGUGCCAAAGCUGGAAUAGUGCAGGUGCCUACUUGCUGGGAUUAAUAGUGCAAAUGAGUUGGCCUUAUUUUUAAGGAUUUUAUUAAUGACUGUCAAUACUUUAAGUCCUGUUUGUGCCUUUUCAUUUUAAUGAUGGAAUAUUUGUAUGUAACCUUGAAAAGUCUUUAAGUUACCAUUUAUGGUCAGUAGCUUUCUCUUUCAGGUGACAUUUGCAAUUGUAGUUACUUUAUCAUUUUUUGAAGGGCAGGUUAAGAAAGGUUUAUUUUAGUAAGGAAAGAAAAACAGAGAGCUUCCAGGUUAAAGGCAUCCCUAGCAGGUAAUCCCUCAUUUUGUAAAUUUAAUUGUUCUCUGUUUUAUUGAAACUGCACUAUUUUUUUUUAACAUUCCAAGAUUUCAAAUCUCUAAGUCUUAAGAUAGAAAUCUUGGCAUGGCCAGUGUGCACAUUUCUCUCCUGAGGUGUUUCCUCCUCACUUGAAAUGUGAUGAGUUUCUAUAAAUUCUCCUUGAAUUUAUAGUGUGAUGCCAAAUAAAAUUUUCUCAGGAUCUUAUUAAGGUUGAACUAUAUGAAAUUGCCCAGAUUUUAUCAUUUUAAUUUACAAAACUCAUAGUUCCAUAAGGUUCACCCUAAUAGAUACUCUCUUUACCCACUAAACCAGAUACUUAGUGGACUUUGGACUGUAUAUUUUAAAACUAAGUUUUUAAAAGUACAGUUCUUCUGUUAGACUUUUUCCACUAUGGAACUUACAUGUAAUAACGCUUGUGUUAUAUAUUCAAUGUAAAAACUUGUUAACCCAUAGUUGAUUGACUUUCAUAGUUGCUUGCAUGGAAAAAUAAAUCACCGAUGAAUGUAGUUUGUCAGCAUGGUUUUGACCGUCAAACUGUAUCAUGACAGCAGUGGGAAUUCAGACAACGCAUUCUGUACCCAGAGUACCAUCAGGCCAAUGCCCUGCUGCAGAACAAUGUGAUGUCUAGGAAGUGUGGGAGGUUGGCCGGGAUCUCAGGAACACAUGCACAUGACUCUGGUUCACAGGGCACCCUUUAGGGUGAGGCCAUUACUAAUGGCCUUCAACUCUUACUCAGUCUGACCCUGCAUCUACCAGUAUUUUAAACAGUAGAGUUGAAAGGCUAUAUCAACUCUUCCUACCUUCAUAAUUCAAGGAAAGGAACUUGGCUCCUGGGACUUAGGCUUUGUGAAGAAGAAAUAUUUUCUAAUAGUUCCAGGGAGAACUUUGAGCUUACUGGAUUUAAAUAAUGCUCCUCACAUGAUAAAACCCCAAAUGAGCCGGGCGUGGUGGUGCACGCCUUUAAUCCCAGCACUUGGGAGGCAGAGGUAGGAGGAUUGCCGUGAGUUCGAGGCCACCCUGAGACUACAUAGUUAAUUCCAGGUCAGCCUGUACCAGAGUGAGACCCUACCUUGAAAAACAAAAAAAACAACAACAAAAAAAAAACCCAAAUGAAAAAAUUUAUGGUGAUUCAUCCCAGUUACACUUUGAGCCGACUCAUAUUACUGGAAUUUAGAUUUGUAAAAGCACCAUUCAGUAAGCAUCUUGGACAAUGACAGAAUCAAGAGCAUGUUAGAGCUCAAAAGUAUCUUAAUAGUGAUCAUCUUGUAGGAGCCAUGCUCCACAGAUGGCGAGGACAGGAAGGAGACCUUCACAAAUGGGCUUUCCACGGCCUCCCGUCCCCCCCCUCCCCCCCCCCCGCCUUAGCUCCAUGAUACGUCAACCACUCCUGGAGCUACCUAAGGCGGAUUAAUUUUCCUGUUUUUUACCUUAUGCAAUAAAUGAGACUCUAGGACCUUGAAGGUUAAAUCCCUUUGGAUCUAUGUAGUAAAGACAUGUUUAUUUCAAUAGUGGCUUAAGAGCUUGAAUGUCACGACAUGUGACUAAUGUUGAAGACAGUGUUUCUUCUCCCAACUUUCACAGGGUAUGUUUCUUAAACACUUACAAUGUCCAAACUGUAUACAAGACUAUGUAUUGUAACAAUUAUGGGUGUGUAUAUUUUGCAAAGAUUGUAGUUACUAUAUCUUGAAAAGGGAAAUAUUUUCGUAAGUUGUUUUUAUUUUAUAAGCAGUAAUAAAAACAUACAAGAAAGCUGUA
Messenger RNA from Jaculus jaculus (lesser Egyptian jerboa), 3656 nucleotides. It is a transcript of the gene Slc35g1, whose product is annotated as solute carrier family 35 member G1. NCBI's taxonomy places the organism in Eukaryota, Metazoa, Chordata, Mammalia, Rodentia, Dipodidae. Gene Ontology annotation, biological process: calcium ion export across plasma membrane; regulation of cytosolic calcium ion concentration. The transcript is spliced from 3 exons. The record is from RefSeq and is a predicted model, not a curated record. Gene Ontology annotation, cellular component: endoplasmic reticulum membrane; plasma membrane. The coding region runs from base 1 to 1125 and encodes 374 amino acids.